This is a messenger RNA of Trichomonas vaginalis G3, 2919 nucleotides long. RefSeq lists its product as uncharacterized. The record is from RefSeq and is a predicted model, not a curated record. Lineage: Eukaryota; Parabasalia; Trichomonadida; Trichomonadidae. Bases 1 to 2919 code for a protein of 972 amino acids. The transcript has a single exon.
AUGCUGCCUCCUAGUCGAGGCGAUCCAGAAGCACCAGCUACAAUUUUGCAAGAUGCACAAGAUGAUUUUGCACAAAUUGCAAAAGAAAUGUCAAAUCAUCCCGAUGAUAUUGAAGAUAAUGAUAUUCCUUACAUUUAUGAACAAGCUGCAGAAAUAGUAAAUACAAUAAUUGUAUCAGUAUCUGGUGUUAAUUCAUCUACAGAUAAUAUGCAGGUUGUUGCAGAACUUGAUUCCCAAUAUUUAAAUAUUGAAAAGCAAUUUCUAAAGAGAAUGGAAAAUUUAAUGAACAAACUAGCAUCAAAAGUCGAAGAUAUACAAAGUGAGCUUGAGUCUCGCAAUAUGGACUAUAAUUCCGAGAUGGAAAAGCUUCCAGCCAUAUUUCAGAAGACAAAAGAAGUAUUGGCUGAACGCUAUCAACGACAAAUAGAGGAAGCACAGAAAGAAUUUGAUGAAAAACUCAAAACUCAUCAAGAAAGACAAGCAAUCAUUGAAAAAGAUUACGAGUUAGAUCUUCAAAGGCAAGUUGAUGAACAAGAGCAACAAUGGAGAAUGAAGAUCAAAGCUCUUGAACAAGAUUUCGAAAAUCUAGAAAAAGAUUUAAAAAUGAAAAUCAACAAAAAACAACAGUUCACACAACUCAAAAACGUGGAACUUACACAAAAAGCAAACGAGUACAGAGUAAAAGAGCGUGAUUUCAAAGAAGAACUUGAGGAUGAAAAAAAAUUAAAAUUACAAGAACUCGAAAACCUCAAAACUGAACUACAGACAGCAAUAGAACUUACCGAAUUCGAAAGCAACCGCCUGAAAGAAAUACAAAAAGAACAACAUGAGAAAUUAAAGAGAAAAGAAGAUGAAAUUCUCAAAAAAUACUCAAAACUCUACAACGACCAAGUUUUUGUCCUAGAUGAAGAAACAAGGAAAUGUAUUAAGAUACAACAAGACAUAGAUAAUAUUCAGCUUGAACACGAUUACGCUGUCAAAGAAUCAAAGAAAUCAAAAGAACAAAAAAUCCGUGAUGCUCAAAUCGAAACAAAUCGUCAAAUUAUCAACGCUGUUGCAGAUAUUACAGCUGAAUAUCAACCGAAAGUCUUAAGUCUUACACAAGAAAUACAAACUCUUGAACACCAGAGAAGUAUAUCAUUAGAAGAACUUCGAAAAGCAUCAUUAGUAACAACAGAAGAAGGGGAAUUAAAAAUAAUUGAGUUAAAUCAGUUCCAUCAGAACAAAAGAGCGAAACUUCAAUCAGUUCUAAGAAAAGAAAAAGAUGAAUUACAGAUGCUUUUAGAUAAAAGAGGAAAAUCUGUUGAUGAACUAAAAGAAGAAUUCAAUAGAAAAAUAUCUGAUAUGCAAGAAGAGCUGAAAAAUGGAGAAAAGAAACACUCCGAGAAAAUAAGAAAGAUUGUUGAUAUGUAUACAUAUGAAAGACAGCAAAUUGCAAAUAUGAAAAACAAAUCAAUGGAUGAAUUAAAUAGAAAACUUGAAGCAGAAAAAGUUAGAAUGAAAGAAGAACAUGAUCAAAGGAUGACAACAAUUACUUAUAAAAUGGAUAUGCAGCAGAAAAUGGAAACAGAAAGAAGUUAUGCUCUUGGUGUCGCUGAAGCAAAUGAACAAUGUCAGAAGGAAUUACAAGAUAUAAAAGAAAAGAUAAAAGUUUAUCAAAAUAGUAUUUUACAAAUAGAAAAUGAUCUUGAAAAAUUGCAUAAGAAACAUCAAGAAGAAUAUAAAAUAUUUGCUGAUGAGAAGAACCAAAUGUUCGAUGAACAUAAGGCUACAAUAGAAAGUGAUAAUAAGUUGGAAAUUGAUGAAAUCGUGAAAUCUCGCGAAAUCUUGAAAGAAAAAAUAGAAAGUUUGAACCAAAAAAUACAAGCUAUGACACAAGAAACAAAAGAACUUGAAAAGCAUAAGAUCAUUAAGCCUGAAGAUUUGGCAUUACAAGGAGAUCCGGUUUUUGCUGAACAAAUUUUGGAACAACAAAAUUUGAUAAAGAAAAAUAAAAAGAAGAUCAAAGAUAUUGAGAAAGAAAUGACUCAAAUGAAUGUUCGAUAUGAGACAGCCAAAUCAAUAACUGAUGACCUCCAAAACGAGCUCAAUAAUUUUAACAAACAAUUCGAAAGAACAAUCGAAGAAAAAGUUAUUGAAAGAAAAAUUGUUUUAGAAAAAGAAUUGAAUGAAAAGAAAAACAGUGUCAACAAAUUCUCUGACUCCUGUGAGCAGGAAAGAAGAGACUUGGAGAAGAAACUGCAGAUAAUUAUUGAUAAACAUAAAAACGCACAAGAGCGCCUCAAAAAUGCUGAAGAAUAUAGUAAAUUGAAUACUGAUGAAAAACUCAAAGAAGCAAUUAAAAUUCCAUUGAAAAAGUUUGAUGAAGAUGAUGCAGAAAUGGAGAGAAAACACGAAGAAGAUAUGAAUGAAAUGAGAAGGAGAUUAGAGGAACUCAAGAUUGAAAGACAAAAGAACUUGGAAAUUUAUAAUAAAGAGUAUCAAGAUGACUUAGCAAAAGGUGAACAAGAAUUCAAACAAGAAAUGUCAAGACUUGAUGGUGAAAAAGAAGACUGUUUAAGGCAAAUAUCAAGUUUAUACACAAAACUCAAUGAGGAAAAGGCCAAGGAAUGUCCCGGAUGCAAGAGUAAAGAGGAAGAACUCUCAAGAAUCAAAGCAAAAAGAGAAGAAUUGUUAAUUAGUUUGGAUGAAUUAAUUAAGAACUCUCAAACAUCCCAACAAAAGUUUUCAAACAUAUUUAACGAAAACAUUCCAACAAAACUCAAGAAACAAAAAAGCUCAAGUUCUUUGGCAAACACUGCUCAAGUCAAUAAAAAAUCAGUAUCAGUUCUUGGUACUAAGCAAAGUUCUGGAGCAAAGACAAUUGCUCGACCCAAAUCAGCAAGGAAAACAACUGUAGUUCCAUCAACACCACGUUAA